Messenger RNA from Osmia lignaria (orchard mason bee), 6483 nucleotides. Its product is annotated as peroxidase. Gene Ontology annotation, molecular function: heme binding; peroxidase activity. The record is from RefSeq and is a predicted model, not a curated record. Lineage: Eukaryota; Metazoa; Arthropoda; Insecta; Hymenoptera; Megachilidae. Gene Ontology annotation, biological process: response to oxidative stress.
UGAAAACAAAAACAGAAAUAAAUCAAAGCAUCUUCCAGAAUGAUUACGUUUAGAGAAAGAGAUAAAUGGAGAAACUAAUCGAGAAUGAUGAAUAAUAAUGCGGAACUAAACGCGUUACGCAUAAAUAUCUCAUUAAAGAAGAAAUCGCGAUGAUGCGUUUUGUCCUGAAAGAAAAUGUCAUUUUUUGUUCUUGAAUCGUUGAACUGGUGCUACAUAGAAAGCAUACUAAUUCACUUUUGCCAGAACGUUUACGAUAGCGGAAGAGGAGCAAUCGACUAUGAAUCCUGUUUAAAAUUUUUUCUUUUUAGUCCUUCAAAUACUCAUAUAAACAAUUGAAAGAAACUUUAAUUUGAAAAAAAAACUGAGCGUGUAAUAUUCUAUUACACAGAAAAAAAUAAAUACAUUUCAUAAAUGAAUUUAUGAACUUUCAAUAGCAUUAUUAUUAUGGUAAUAAGAUACCAAAUUAAAAUUUGAAAAUUAAUUAGUGAUUCUAAUACUGCUGACUGCACACGUCCCUAUCUAUUAUAGCAAUCGGUGGGUGAACAUUGCUACUUCAUUAUAAAAAAUAUUUUUAAAUUUCGAUUUUAUCAUAUUGUUUUUUUUUUUUCAUAAUUGCAAUGAAUAAUGCGAUUCGGGUCAUGAUCAUUGUACCUUUACAGGCCAGAAUUUCAUAAACAUUUAGCUUCAGUUCUGAAGUGGAAGCACCAUAUCUUAGUCAACUUUUACUCUCCAGGAACUCUCCAGGUACCAACCAAUUUUGGUGUUAAUUGAUUAGGAAUUGUAUUAAUUAAUCUUAUACCACAUUGCAAUAAAAUUACAUAAUAUUUGUAGAGAAAGCAGCUGUUGAUGAAUUCCAACUGCUUAGCGAAGAAAUAAAGUAUAGAACAUCAGGUGGUCAUUUGAAUUAAAAUUCUAUCGAGUUGGCUCGAAAAUAUUUUAAAGGAAAUUUAAAAACACUUCCUGAUUGAAAUAUUUUACAAAACGUUUGGAAACUUUAUUUGAAUGCACUAAAUGAUAAAACUUGGAUGACAUAUGAUAAAGUAGAAAUCACGCAAUUGAUUUAAAUAAUCAAUGCUUAAUAAACGUGAAUUUGCGUCAUUUUCCACACGUUCGAUCUGCAAAUAAAAUUUUUCAAACUGGAAGAACUCAAUAAUUAUAUUUUAUUGGCAUGCACUAAAUGAUAAAGCUUGGAUAAUAUAUGACAAAGUACAAAUUACGCAAUUAAUUUAAAUCAAUGUUUAAUAAACAUGAAAUUAAUAAACGUGAAUUUUCCACACGUUCCAGCUGCAAAUUCAAUUGUUCAAACAUCAAUAAACGUGCUUGGAUAUCCAAUUAUCAGGAAUGAGAUAGAUUACAGUUCAAAAAGAAUGAGGAUAUAAAAAAAAAUUAUUUCGACAUAUCUUAUCCUUGGCUAUCGCAGAUUGUUCGGUGUCCUCGUUUUGUUCCAUUCACUCAUAGAUGAAAUCUAUUUAUUAUUAUUCAAGAUGUAUGACUAUAAACUUUUGUAUGUGUUUUUAGUUCAGGCAGAGAAAGUAGCAAAAUUGUUGUCAACGUUGAUUCAUAAGAGAUUUCUUCUAAAUUAAACAGGUUCCUCAUCUCUGACAAUAAAUAACUUACUCUCCAUAAGAUGUAGAGUAAUUUUUUCUUUAUAUCUGUUAGAAGUUCAAAGAGGACCUUCUUAAAAAAUAAAAUUACGUAUUAAUUUUUUACUAUUCUGAUAGGACCCAAAAUAGAUGAAAUCUUCACUGAUUUAGGGCUGACUGCUAACUCAUCUGACGAUCCUCUCUGAACUCCACUGAGCAGAGAUAAGAAGAUAAUUAAUGGGAUAGCACCAAGGGUAUCCUGAUCUCACCUAUGAUGUUUCUGAAAUGAUACACGUUGACAUAGUAGCAGAAUUUCCAUAUCCAUGGGUGGUACUUGAUCUACACUUGGUCUAACUAAACAUUUCUGUUACAGGAGGAGAUCAUCCAUCACCAAAUCGUGAACUUUAUUUAAAGUAUCCCCCGAUAAACUAUUAUAAGCAAGAAAGAUCAUCUUUUAUCAUUCUUAGAAAGGAUCAAAAGACAGUACCAAAGUUUGGUCACCUUACUUUCCUAUGUAAAAACUAUGGAGUUCCGUAGACUUUGGUUUGCCAGGGUGAGAAAAACUAGCGGCCACAAGAAGGCUGAUAUAAAAGAAAUUAGUGGACAAGUCAGGCGUGUGAUCCUUUCUAAAGGCGUGAAUUAAUCAUUCGAAUUGUAUGCGGUUUAGAGAUAAAUCGGCCCGCAGAUUGAGCUUUUUUCUGCAAGCGUGGGGUACCUACCGAUCCGCGAUAGUACUUUUGCACUUUCUCCCACUAUUUAUAAAGUUCGGUUCGUAUCUGGCAUUCGUUCAGUCGUCUUGCCAACACGUGUUUGGAACAUUGGCCGAGAAACCGGCAGGGUUCAACUCUAUAUGAAGUGACUUCGUUUAAUUUGUUCAAUUUGUGCAUCGACAGAGGUAGCUAGAAGGGUACGGUGUUUCGAGAGGCUGAAGUUGAAGCAAACGGAAAUAUGAACAGAAAAACAGAGUGGUGUAUAGUAACAACAUUCCUCGCCGUGUUGAUACUAGAAACAAACACAGUGGAUGGAAAAAAUAUUACAUCAGAAGAAUCCUCAGGAAAUGCAGAAAACAAGGAGAAGAUUUCAGAUCUGGAAGGAUCAGAAACUACAUACAGCUUCAGUAAUGUAAAUAAUUAUAGAGAUACAUACGGUACUUUACCUUUUACAUAUACACCCCCUUCUGGAUAUUCUUCGAGAUAUUCUUACCCCAGUUUCUCGUAUGGUUCUUCACUGAAUACGAAUUAUGAUAUUCAUCGAGACAUAUCAUGCGGAGAUCGAUUUCCGGGUAUCUGCGAAAAAUCGCGAUAUAGAUCAUUCGAUGGUUCAUGCAAUAAUCUUCAUAAUCCCACGUGGGGUAUGGCAAACACCAGAUACGGACGACUUCUACCAGCAAAUUAUGGAGAUGGUGUACGAUCGCCAACGAUUUCAGUGACUGGAACAAAAUUACCACUUUCUCGUAUGGUCAGCUAUACCAUGUUUCCACAUGUCGACAUUAACGAUCCAAUAUGGACACUAGCGGCAAUGCAAUGGGGCCAAAUUAUUACCCACGAUAUGGGGUUGAUCGAUGGAACAACCCAAUCAAAACCACACGCGACACAGUGCUGCACCGAUGAUGGACAAUUAAUUCACCCAUCGCAGAGUGCCGAACAAUGUUACCCCAUUCUUAUUCCUUACGACGACCCUGUAUUCAGCAAGGCCAACAUAAGAUGUCUCAACUUUGUUCGUAGUACAACUGAUCUUGACCGUGGCUGUUCCUCGCAAUCCAAACCAGCAGAACAGUUAACCAUCGUUACACAUUUCAUGGAUCUCUCGCUGGUUUACGGAUCCAGCGAUCAAGUAGCAAUUAGCUUGAGAGCUGGAGCCGGUGGACGUUUAAACGUGGAUGUCAGGGAUAAUAGGGAAUGGCCUCCUGCAGCGACAAACAAGAGUCAAUCUUGUGAGAACACGGAUUAUGAUGAAGUUUGUUAUCAAGCUGGUGAUACUCGCGUCAAUCAGAAUACCCAGCUGACCGUUUUACAGAUAAUAUUACUUAGGGAGCAUAAUCGUAUUGCCGAUGCUUUGGCUCAUUUGAAUCCACACUGGACAGAUGAAACAAUUUUCCAAGAGACUAGGCGAAUCACAAUCGCGGAGCACCAACACAUUUCGUAUUACGAAUGGCUGCCAAUAUUUUUAGGUAUCGAAGCCACGUAUGGUAACAAAAUUUUGUACGAUACAAAAGAUUACGUGAACGAUUAUGAUCCAAAGGUGGAUCCAAGUACUUUGAACGAACAUUCGACCGCAGCUUUCAGAUAUUUUCAUUCUCUUGUCGCUGGUUUUCUUAAUUUGGUGAAUGAACACCGAUAUUCGAACGGUGCUUUGAGGCUAAGCGAUCAUUUCAACAGACCAGGAGUCAUCGAAGAACACAAUAAUAUGGAUGAUCUAACGAGAGGACUGUCUUUCCAGCCUCAAAAAGCCAGCGAUCAAUUUUUCGAUCUCGAGAUUACCCAAUACUUAUUUAGAAACGGAAGGCCAUUGGGAUCCGACCUUCGAGCAACGGACAUUCAAAGAAAUCGCGAUCACGGUCUCGCGUCGUACAACAGUUUCCGGGAGUAUUGCGGUCUGCCUAGAGCGAAACACUUCGUCGACUUCACGGAUUACAUUUCUCCCUCAAACGUGGAAAAGUUAUCGCAGCUGUAUGCCAGCCCCGAUGACGUCGAGAUAACUGUUGGAGGAUCAUUAGAACGACACGUGCCUGGAACACUGACUGGUCCCACCUUAUUAUGCAUUCUUAUUAGGCAAUUUUAUAAAACACGAGUGGGUGAUCGCUUCUGGUAUGAAAGAGGUGAUCAUGAUACAGCCUUCACUAUAGAACAAUUAAACGAAAUUCGAAAGGCAAGUAUAUCCAGGUUAUUCUGCGAUAACGGUGAUCACAUCACAAAAAUGCAGCCAAGGGGAUUCGAACGAGUAUCUUCAUCUAAUCCCAUCGUAAAUUGUGAAAACAUUCCAUCGUUGGAUCUCUCGUUAUGGAAAGACUAUGCACCCGAACUGACGAAACAUCAAAGUAUACCAUUCUCUCAUUACAAAAAAUAAUAUACGAUCAAUUGUUUUCGGAGAUUUUUGUUAUUUUAUUACCAAAUAUACGGUACAUAUUAGUUAAAUAUAAUUAGCCUGAUACACAAAAGUAUUAUUGAUUAAGAUAAUAGUUAAUAUAAGCUUGUUGGAAAAAAACUCUUACGAGAUGAUAUGAAUGAAAUUAAUUAUUUUUUGUAAUGAUUUUGUUUGUUUAGGAGAUCAGGGGAUAUAAAAACGUAAGUACUUUAAUUUUUCCUUUCACAAGGAAUUAAAUAAAUAAUAAUGAAGGAGUCCUUGAAAAGAUGAUAUGAUUAUCCCAAUUUUUAUUAUUAAAACGUUGUUUAUUCGUUUCGUGUAUUAAAAUGAAUGAAAAAUAAUUGCUAAUUAGUAUAAUCAGCAGAGACAGAAAUGAAAAACAAGUGAUAGGAAACUUGCACCUGCAAACGAUAUACAUUUCCCACUAAUUAUGAAUUACUAUAGGUAAUAUCAGUGACUUCCAUUGUAAUCAUGGAGACAGUCGUACAAACAGCGAUAUCAAUCGGUGAUUGAUAAGAGAUUAAAGCUUCGAAUAAAAAUAGCUCAGCUCAUAGAAACUCUUGACAUACUUUGAAAUAUUUCAAAUUCCAAAUUUUCAAUAAAUUCAGAACAAAUGACUGUAAAUUGGCACAAAAUCUAAGGAAAGAAUGAUUUAUUAAAGCCCCAAAUGUUUUAAUUUAUAACGUGAUACUAUUGCACGGUUUAUUGAACGGGUUAUCGAGUCACCGUUUAUUUGCAAAACAUUCUGGCGUAAAACGGAAUUUACGACUUAUCCCAACACGUUCAAUAAACUUUUGUUAUCUUACACGUGUUUACGACUGUCUGAACAACGUCCCCUAUUAGAGGAAGAAAUAUCGAAUCAAUGCUCUGAAAGGGUUCAUCAGAAAAAAUUCUGAGAGAAAGUUUUUAUCAUUAACUUCUUCAAACACAGUCAAGUUUCAGAUAUAAAUGAACAAAAUAACAGACGUUUGCUAAUGUUUAUUUUUUAUUAUGACUACUGAUGUAUUCCUCCAGUUGCUUCAGGAAAGAACUACCUUUUUUAUAAAUUGAUGUUUGUCUUAAUAAUGACAAAAUUUUUAUUUUAUCACGGUAUUGCAUUAACUGAUGAAACACGGUAGAUUCGUAUCUGAAGCUCGAUACUCUUUGUCGCUGAAAUUAGUACACAAUUGUUAAAAAACAAAAACAAAUAAACAAAAGAUAAUUUGUGUACAUGACAUUUGCAAUUUUAUUCUUUUAAUGGAUGGAAAAAUUGAUUGACUGUGAAUGACUGAAUUCAUUGUUUCUUCUUAAAGGAAAAAAAUACUUAAUCAGUUUAAACAAUUUCGUAAAGAUAAAGCGCAAUCACCUGAGGUGAUCAGCAUACAAGACUCAAGUUUAUCGUUGAAACUUGUAAUCAUUUUCGACUCUGUUAUGUCAAGAAAGAAUAAUUUUAAUAAAUAUAGUUUACGUAAUUCAUAUCUGAAAGUUUAUAUAAGAAAAUCGUCAAAAAUAAAGAUAAAAAAGAAGGAUAAAAUUCUAAAAACGUGUUAUAUUUUGUAUUAAAAGUUUUUAUUCGUUACUACCAUUGAUAUAAAAUUUUUCUGAGCAAAUACAUACAAGCGUAAUACACUGUACAAAAGGUAUUAUUAUACAACGUUUAUAAAAAAUUAUUGCAAAAUAGAACGAGUACUCUCUGAAUUACAAUUCAGUAGUAUUUAUAUAUAAACUGUUGUAUAAUUAAAUACGUUUUUGUUGACAUUAUAUUUGACCUAAAAUUUUUAUUGUUUACAUACAAAUGAUUUAAUCAUAUUGUUUAGACGGAAGUAUUAAAAAAAAA